AUGCCUCUUAUUCGAAUACCCAUUGUCGGGCUGGUGGCCGGCCAGUUGGCGUCUAUGAGCGCCCCUGGCUUCUUGUCAAGCGUCACCGCUUUGGAACAUGACCCCCUGAUCCCGGCCCAGGCCCAAAUCAUUGAUCAACGAAGCUUCAAUGUUCUUCAUGACGUCCCGCCUGCGUCCGAAGCCAACGGGUUUACGCCUUUCAUCCCGCCAGGAACAACCUUAGAGUCACUUCUGGCCCAGCCUUUUCACAUCUAUGAUGAGCAAUUCCUGGAAAUCAUCGGGCCCAAUCCAACGUUAACCUUGCUCAACCAUACCGACUCGGACCCGAUAUUCCAUGAAGCUCCUGUCUGGUAUCCUGCCAAGGAUGAGAUGUUCUUUGCCCAAAACGCCGGAGCGCCCGCCGCAGGAACUGGCCUGGCCAAGUCUGCCGUGAUUCACAAGAUCUCGCUGGGCGACAUCACGCCCGAGAUGUCGAGCAAGAGUAAUGCCACGGGCUCGGUAAAGGUGGUGGAGGUGAAUGAGAUGCCUGACGUCGUAAAUCCUAAUGGCGGAACAAACUACAAGGGCCAACUCUUGUUUUUAGGAGAGGGUAAGGGUGAAAACAUUGCCUCGGCGAUGUAUCUCGUGAGCCCAGAACCUCCAUACAACACCACCGUAAUUCUGGACAACUUCUUUGGCCGCCAGUUCAACUCCCUCAACGACGUGUCCAUCAACCCGCGCAGCGGCGAGAUCUACUUUACCGAUCCCACGUACGGAUACAACCAGGACUUUCGGCCAGCUCCGGGGUUACCUAAACAGGUGUGGCGGUUUGACCCGGACACCGGGGCCGUGAGGGUGGCUGCAGACGGGUUCAACAUGCCAAACGGAAUCUGCUUCUCCCCCGACGGCGGCCACGUCUACGUCACCGACACAGGCGCAGCCCAAGCCUUUUUCGGAAGCAACUUUACCUUUCCUUCCACCGUCUACCGCUACACCGUCGACCCCCAAACCGGCAUUCUCCACGACCGCACCACCUUCGCCUACAUCUCCCCCGGCAUCCCCGACGGCAUCCACGUCGAUACAAGAGGAAACGUCUACCUCGGCUGUGGCGACGGCGUGCACGUGUACAACCCGGCGGGAAAGUUGUUGGGCAAGAUUUAUGUGGGUGGCACGUCGGCGAAUUUCCAGUUUGCGGGCCGGGGGAGGAUGGUGAUUCUUGCGGAGACGAGGGUGUAUUUUGCGACGUUGGAGGCGGAGGGGGCGUUUCCGGGGGUGUUAUAUGAGUAG
Dichotomopilus funicola is the source of this 1266-nucleotide messenger RNA. RefSeq lists its product as uncharacterized. The coding region runs from base 1 to 1266 and encodes 421 amino acids. The record is from RefSeq and is a predicted model, not a curated record. NCBI's taxonomy places the organism in Eukaryota, Fungi, Ascomycota, Sordariomycetes, Sordariales, Chaetomiaceae. The transcript is spliced from 7 exons.